This is a messenger RNA of Sycon ciliatum, 1281 nucleotides long. RefSeq names its product transmembrane protein 41B-like. Gene Ontology annotation, cellular component: endoplasmic reticulum membrane. The record is from RefSeq and is a predicted model, not a curated record. NCBI's taxonomy places the organism in Eukaryota, Metazoa, Porifera, Calcarea, Leucosolenida, Sycettidae.
GUCGGACAAGCAGCACGUACAUGUUCCGCGAACUCUGGAUGAUGCCAAAGAGCUGGGCCGCGUGCUGUCCAUGUACACCGACACUCACUUUCCACAGGUGGUCGUUGGAUACGCCUGCGUCUACGUCUUCUUGCAAGCAUUCGCCAUUCCCGGCUCAAUAUUCCUCAGCGUUCUGUCGGGUUACUUAUUCCCAUUUCCACUGGCACUCUUCCUAGUGUGUCUGUGCUCCGCAUGUGGUGCUUCAGCAUGCUACCUUCUAUCAUACCUCGUUCUCGGUAGCGAGUUUGUGUCUCAAUAUCUGCCGUCAAAAAUCGAGUACUGGAAAGCACAGAUUUCCCACUAUGGCUGGGUGGAGCUGCUGAGUACGUUGGUAUUCCUGCGCAUCACUCCGUUCCUUCCCAACUGGUCAAUCAACAUUGCCUCGCCGGUGAUUGGAUUCCCGCUGUCCAUCUUCUUCCUGGGCACGUUUAUUGGGGUUGCACCGCCCAGCGCACUGGCCGUGAUGUCCGGUACACAGCUGUACGAGCUCACCAGUGCCACCGAACUGCUGACGCUCCGCGCCGUGGGCCUGAUCGGCCUGAUCGCCGUCAUGGCGCUCAUGCCAAUGGCGUUCAAGCGGCUGCUCGGCAGCCGAGUCACGGAGCAGCGCGACCUGCAGGACUGAGACCUGUGUGCCGUCAGUCUCUUGCUCGGUCUGGCCUGGGUGCGUCUUGGUUCUAGUUACUCACGUCUUGCUCCCACCGUGAAGCCAGCGGACAAUCUACAGGAUAAAUAGCUGUGUGCCGUCAGUCUCGUAAGAUGUUGCUCGGUGCGGCCUGGGUGCUUCUUGGCUCUUCUUACUCACGUGUUGUACUGUGAAGCCAGCGGACAAUGUAUCAAAAGCUACGUGCUUGAACUCACAUGGAGGAUAUGUUCGUGUAUAACAGUGUGAACAGAUCUUCCUGUGCCAACAUGGCCAAUUCCAUGUUUGGUAUGUAUAGUUUGAAGCCAUGCUGGCGUCUCGCCUGAUGUUGAUGCUUUCCUGUGUUAUCUGUUUCAAUACUCCCAAAUUAGCAGUUUUAUCGAUGUUGCUUAGGUGAAAAAGUGUGUGUGUGUGUGUGCAUGCAUGUGUGUGUGUGUGUGUGUGUGUGUGCGCGUGCGCACGCGCACGCGUGUGAGUGUGUGUGUGUGUUGAUCUUUCCAAACCCCCUUUUUUUAGUUCUUUCACCGCACAUUAUUUAUCCUAACUGUACCUUGGCAUUCUUGGUGGAUGACACACUGAGCCUUUAUAUCAUACUUUAA